AGCGGUUUGGGUCUAGCCGUCGCUGGGGCCCUUCACUCCAAGGGCUGGAAUCUCGCCAUAGCCGACCUAGACUCUACGAAAGGAACCAAACUCGUCACCGAUUUCGGCCCAAACACGAUCUUCAUCAAAACAGACGUCACCGAUUACUUCUCCCAAGUACUCGCUUUCAAAAAAACAGUACAGCGGUUCUCGGGGUUAGACUUCGUCUUCGCGAAUGCAGGCAUCGCAGGCCGAGGCGGAUUCUACGACGUCGCCAAUGAGUGGCCGCCAAAACCGCCAUCACUUCUAUUGCAAGACGUGUGUUUGACGGGCGUGGUUUAUUCCUGCUGGCUGGGCAUGCAUUAUAUGCGUCGGAACGCGGUACCCGGGGGUUCAAUAGUUAUGACUGCUUCAGCUGCUUCACUCUACCCCUCCCCAGAUUUGCCACUCUACUGCUCAAGCAAGCACGGCGUACUGGGUCUAAUGCGAUCUAUGAGCAUUCCUUUAGCGAGAGAAAAUAUUCGCGUGAGUUGCAUUCUUCCUGGCGCAAUCCAUACUUCUCUUCAUCCUGAAGCUGUUUGGGCGCAAUUUGGGAAGGAGAGUUUCACGUCUAUCGACUUGAUUGUGAAGACGGUGCUAGAGUUGCUGGAUGAUGAUGAGGCGGCUGGAAAAGCGAUGGAGGUCAGUGCCGGCGAGGUAUUCAAUAGGAAGCAGCCAGAGUUUUGUAACGACAUGAUGCGGACGAUUAUGACGGAUAAGGAGUACUAG
Messenger RNA from Mytilinidion resinicola, 747 nucleotides. Its product is annotated as NAD(P)-binding protein. Gene Ontology annotation, cellular component: cytoplasm. NCBI's taxonomy places the organism in Eukaryota, Fungi, Ascomycota, Dothideomycetes, Mytilinidiales, Mytilinidiaceae. The record is from RefSeq and is a predicted model, not a curated record. The annotation marks the transcript as partial. Gene Ontology annotation, molecular function: oxidoreductase activity, acting on the CH-OH group of donors, NAD or NADP as acceptor. The transcript is spliced from 2 exons.